This is a messenger RNA of Clarias gariepinus (North African catfish), 5207 nucleotides long. RefSeq names its product insulin receptor substrate 2a (gene irs2a). The transcript is spliced from 2 exons. Gene Ontology annotation, biological process: insulin receptor signaling pathway. The record is from RefSeq and is a predicted model, not a curated record. Gene Ontology annotation, molecular function: insulin receptor binding; phosphatidylinositol 3-kinase binding. Bases 233 to 3424 code for a protein of 1063 amino acids. NCBI's taxonomy places the organism in Eukaryota, Metazoa, Chordata, Actinopteri, Siluriformes, Clariidae. Gene Ontology annotation, cellular component: plasma membrane; cytosol.
UGUGUGUAAACGUCACGCGUUGUUUUUCUCUCAUAUGAGUUCAGUCAUUCUGAAAGCGGCGUUACUUUGUAGCGAAGCGGCACCGCGCUCUCCUUCAAGCAGCGCAACUCUCUGUUUUGUUGUUUGUUUAGUUUUUUUUGUUCGUUUCUGGAGGGAUUCAAAAUAAAUAAUACUAAUAAAAAAAAAAACAAGUUGCAGAAAGUGAAUGUGAAUAUUAUCCCGAAGCUCCAGGAUGGCGAGUCCGCCACAAACGGGAGGGAGCUCAUCUUCAAACGUCAACAUGCAUUCAAACAGCGUCAGGAAAAGCGGAUACCUUAAAAAACAGAAGCAUGGACACCGGAGGUUUUUCGUUCUGAAAGAGCAAAGUGACUGUUCACCGGCAAGGCUGGAAUAUUACGAGAGCGAGAAGAAAUGGAAAAACAAAUCAGCUGCGAAAAGAGUCAUCUCUCUUGACUCGUGUCUGAGCAUAAACAAGCGCGCAGACGCCAAACACAGGUACCUUAUAGCUCUGUAUACCAAGGACGAAUAUUUUGCUGUAGCCGCUGAAAACGAAAACGAGCAGGAGAGCUGGUACAGGGACCUCACCGAUUUGAUGAGUGAGGGAAAAGUGUACGACAGCACAACGACCAACUCGGCGUCCUCUUUAGUGGGCUUUGACGAGGGUAAUUACGGUAUGAUCACUCCAGUGAACGCAGCUUACAAAGAGGUAUGGCAAGUGAAUUUAAAAUCUAAAGGACUUGGACAGACUAGAAACAUCACAGGAGUCUACAGGUUGUGUUUAUCAGCUCGGUCGAUUAGCUUUGUGAAACUUAACACUGAAGUUCCAUCUGUCAGCCUGCAGCUAAUGAACAUAAGGCGAUGUGGUCAUUCGGACAGCUUUUUCUUCAUUGAGGUUGGCAGAUCUGCCUCUACGGGACCCGGCGAGCUCUGGAUGCAGGCAGAUGAUUCUGUAGUGGCACAAAAUAUUCACGAAACCAUUUUAGAGGCUAUGAAAGCGAUGAAAGAGUCAUCAGAGUUCAGACCACGUAGCAAAAGUCAAUCUUCAGGCUCCAACCCCAUAUCCGUACCCACCCGACGUAACUUAAACAAUUUGCCUCCCAGUCAGACAGGGCUGGUAAGGAGGUCAAGGACGGACAGUGUGGCAGCCACAUCACCUCUUAAUAAGUUUACGUCCUGUUGGAUACGCACAGCCAGCGAGGGUGAAGGUACGAUGGCGAGGCCGGUAUCCAUGUCGGUAUCAGAAAACGGCAGCCCUAAUGUCCGGAACCACAUGAGCAGGUCCAACACUGUUUCUGUUGGAUGCCGUACCUUUGAAGCAUCACUUCUCCAUCACAACCGAUCAUUGUCUAUGUCUGUGCCUGUAGCUCAUUCACCUCCAUCGCCCAUAAGCCCACUGAGUCUGUCCUCUACUAGCAUGAAUGGCUCUACCUCCACCUCAGCAGUACACAAACCUUCAAGUUGCAGUGGCUCUGUCUCAGGGUCACCUAGUGACACUAGCUUUCUGUCAUGUGAUGAGUACGGGUCCAGCCCAGGGGAUACGAAAUACAACGCAUCCAACCGGAGCAACACACCUUCAUCCUUUUCUGGGACACCUCCUUCACGUGAAAGCACUGAUCUCCAUGGUUACAUGAUGAUGGAGAGUCCCUCAACCCACUCAUUAAAUAAGAUUCAGGCAUCCAGCAGAGACAAGCUGGACUUUGAGAAGUUAUACAGGAAGAGAACAUACUCCCUUACAGCACCACAACAACCUAGGACCCCCUCUCAGCAGUCAUCAGCCUCACUUGAUGAAUAUAUGUUAAUGUGGGCUGUGUACGCUAAUGGUCACUCAGGGCAGGGCGCACACUCUGUUUCUCCAAAAGUUUCAUAUCCUGAGGAUUACGGAGACCUUAAAAUUGGUUUUAGCAAGAGUUCUGUGAAUAACCAAGGUGAUGAUGGCUACAUGCCCAUGACACCAGGUCUGGCUCUACAAGGCAGCAAAAAUGACUCCUAUGUGCCCAUGAGCCCCAUGUGUGUUUCUGCGCCCAAGCAAAUCAUCAAUCCCAGAUCCCACCCUCAGGCCACAGGUAGGCAAGGCACAAGCAAUUCUGCCAGCAUUGGAUCACUGGAUGAUAAUGGUUACAUGAGGAUGUGGUCUGGCUCCAAAUCCUCACUGGAGAGCACUGAUGUCAGAGAGGGAAAUGGGGAAUAUGUAAACAUGUCGCCUGUUGAUCCAUGUGUCUCAGCAACUCCACCAGAUUAUUUCCCUGGAGGGUGUGCACCAGCACAGCGACCCUGUUUCAUGUCAAAUUCUAACAAACAUGAAUGUCCUAAAAGAGGAGAGGACCAGUAUGUUUUAAUGUCCCCUCAGGGGCAUAAACGAGUAGAGGAGACAAAAUGCAAUGCCAUGUCUAUGGUAAACCCUGGGCAUUCGUUGUCCAGCCCCUCCACCUUUCUCCCACUCAGGCAUAGUCGGAACGAUGGACUGUUUCACAGAACACGAAACAGCAGACAAAACAGAUUAUCUCUGGACACUUUAAAGAUGCUCCCAAGAAUGAACGAGCAUCCCCUCCCCAGCGAGCCAAAAAGCCCAGGGGAGUAUAUCAACAUAGACUUUAGUGAACCUGCACGGUACACUUUGCCUUCUGGAUCAGUGGAUAGCCAGGCUUCGUCACCAAGCCUUGGCAGCAUGAGAAGAUCCCCACUUUGUGACUAUAUGAACAUUGACCUGAACUCACAUUCCCCCAAGUCAGAAGGAAUCCUUGCUAAUUCCCUAUGUGAAAUCCCAGAGUUCACCAACUGUCCAUGUUCAUCUGAUGAGGGACCGUACAUCUCUGACGAGCAGAACUCCUCCUGUUCACCUUGCAUCACGAAAGACGAUUACGCUGAGAUGAAGUUUGAUGAUGCACGCAUGUCCCCCUCCAUCAUCAUGGAGAAUGGUGAAAGCGAGCCGGCUAGCCCCACUGAUAGGCUGCAGCGGCUUACUCUGAGUGACAAUAGCAUCCCAGGAAUAGGAGCAUUCCUCUUAGCCAACACCACAGUCAACCCAGAUGGAGAGGCAAAAGUGAUCCGAGCUGACCCACGAGGUCGAAGAAGGCACAGUUCAGAGACCUUCUCGUCCACCACCACUGUAACGCCGGUAUUUCCAUCUUUCGCUCACAAGUCCAAGCGGCAUAGUUCUGCCUCUGUUGAGAAUGUCUCGGUCCGCAGCAGUGAGGGUUCCGAUGAGGAAUCCGGCAGCCCCAUGUGCAAAGAGACUUCUGCUGGGUUCCAACACGGUCUGAAUUAUAUCGCCUUAAACCUCAUGGAAAAUAGAGAGUUUGGAAAGUGUGAAAAUAUGAUGGGAUUCAAGACUGUUAGCUCCUGCAAAGGAGGAAUAAAUGGUCUACACGAUAGCCCGUAUGUUUUGCUGGGAUUCAAGGAGACAGUGGCCACUGUAAAAGAUUGAUCACCUCAUGCAUACGCCCAUGACCGGAAGCGGCGGCCGCCGCAGCUCAACUUUGCUGCUGUAGAUGAACUUUGACCUUCGACCCUCACUCUGCGUUCCUGACAGAGUACAUCUUGAUCCUAUCCAGGCUCUGCUCUGUCUAUCAGGAACUGCAAAUUGCUGCUCUAUAGGUGACAACAGUCACAAACUUGUGUUGUGUUGUGUAUGAUGUAUAGUUAAUUUUUUAUUGUUGUUAACACUUUAGUCGUAUUUGGUUGGCCCUGGAGAAAUGAAUAGACUAAAGCCACACCUUAUCACUCAUGCCCUGCAAAAAAAAUUUAAAAACACACCCAGAAUGUCUAAUAUUUACUUACCAAACAUACAGACCUCUACAAAGGUACAUAUUUAAUGAUUUAUUUAUUUCUAGUAUAACAAUUCACAUUUAUGACAUUUACUGAUUAGCAACAAAGACCCAGGAGACCGCUACAUGUCCUACCUCAGGAAGAGUCUAUUGUGGGUGUACAAAAUUUAACCAUAAAGCUGAUUUAUUAUUUUAUUAUCAUUAUUAUUCCAAUCCAAAGCCUUACUGUUUCAUUGAUUUAGAAUUUGCUGAAAUAUAGUAAUGAGGACCUAUGUAAUAAGAAAGAUCUAAAGAUGUAAAUUAUAUCUAUCAUAUUUUUAUACAUGCUUAUUUAAUCUUACCUUGAAUACGGAGUUUCUAUAUGAAAGAGGCCACUUAUAAUAUAAUUUGGAAAUAUGUCUGAAAUAUGCAAGUUAAACCACUUAAUCAAGUGGUUGUUGCACAUGACAAUUGCCUACCUUCACAAAAAUUAAGUAUUAUUUUUAUGACCAAUUUUAUACACACACAGACAUUAUAUAAAAUGUAUGUGUGUGCCUGUGUAAUAAAUACGUGCCCUAUUAUAAUGUGUCCCUCACCACACAGGCCACACUUUAUACCUCCACUUUUUCCUCCUGUCACUAGUGUAUGGUGUGUGUAGUAACUGGUAGAAACACAGGCACUUCAUGGUGGGUUGCCAGUUGUUGACAGGCGACACUGUGAGGGCAAGCAGCUCCAGAUUGUAAUACAUGACACUUUUGAAUGUAGUGCAUGUAACUCAUUUAGGAUGUGUGCGAGGGAGAAGUAAACCAAAAUAAACCCUGGUUGCCGUUGUUUAUUUACCCCGUACAACUGUGCAAACUGUGCACAAAGAUAUUAUUAGACAAGUAUUUUGCUGAGGGAAAACUUUUGCUGAGAUCUCUUCUGGCUGAAAAAGGAUUAAGAACUAAUCUUUAAAAUAAAUAGCAAAGCAAAAUAACUAAACACAGAAAGCAUUACAUGUUUGACAGGUUGCACAGAUGAAGUGCUUAUUCUUUCAGCUAAUAUAUACCAGAAUUAUAGAUUUUUUUUAAACUAUCAGACUUAACAAAGAGACACAAAAGACACCUUAUUAAGCAAUUCUGUAAGAAAAAAAAUAGAUUCAAAAAGAAACCAUCUGUUCACCCUAUUGAUAUGCAAUAUUUACACACAAAAAAAGGUGAAAUUAGUUUACAAAAAGGAACCAAAUGUGUAAAGACUCCUAAUGUAUUUGCUGAAAGAUUUUACACAGAGAUUAACUAUUUGCUGUUUGUACAUUUUCUUUCUGCCAACUUUAUUAAACUUACAUUUCAGCAGUAUUCCUGGAGUAUAAUGGAGUAAAAAUAUUAAUUAAACUUGCUGUGUCUUCCAUUGUCCAGAAUGUCAUAUCCUAUUUGUUGUGAUGUCCUAAAGCUAUAUUAAAUGAUCAUUUAAAGUAUCUUGGUAGAA